Messenger RNA from Musa acuminata subsp. malaccensis (wild Malaysian banana), 1585 nucleotides. Lineage: Eukaryota; Viridiplantae; Streptophyta; Magnoliopsida; Zingiberales; Musaceae. The record is from RefSeq and is a predicted model, not a curated record.
AAGAGGAGGAGGAGGAGGAGGGAGAUAAAAAGUGCCUCUCACAAACACAGGUACUGAUCGAAACCAACAGGAAGACACCAACUAUAUAAUACCCUCCUACCAGUGAGCUGUUGAUAGCAUUUCCGACCUCCAUUACUUCCAUUCUUCUCCUGUCCAUCUUUCUUCCAACUGCUCUGCUUUAGUUACUACCUUCUUUCGACCCCAAGGAAAGGAGAGAAAAAGUGACCGGCCUAUCAAAGCCAUAGCAAGCAAGAAAGAAGAAAGAGAAGUGGUCAAAUAUGAUGAUGGGAAAGGUUGAUGAUUUAGGGCUGAGCCUCAGCCUGAGCUCCUCCUCCUCGUCCCCCCCCAAUAAUCACUUGCCUCUGCAGCUCAACCUCAUGAUUCCUUCCUCGUCUUCUGCUUCCUCCCCCACACCACCUCUUCCUUGCCAUCAGAAGACCCAGUGGCGUGAUCUCCUUGUCCACUCAGAGAUCAGACGGGUGUUGGACGUGUGUGGGGCAGCAGCGGACCCACGGCCGCGGCCCCUUCACCGAGGAAUCGACGUGAAUCAGGAGCCGCCGGGUGCCGCAGAGAGGGACAGCGAGGAGGACGCUGGGGCGUCGUCACCCAACAGCACGCUCUCCAGCGCGAGCGGCAAGCGGGCGGAGCGGGGCCACCACCUGGGCGUCGACGAGCACGACACCGACCGGGACUGCUCGCGCGGGAUCAGCGACGAGGAGGACGGCGAGGGCUCCCGCAAGAAGCUCCGUCUCUCCAAGGACCAGGCCGCCAUUCUCGAAGAGAGCUUCAAAGAACACAACACCCUGAACCCCGUAAGCCGCUUCUAUCCUCUUCCUUCCCCCCAUCCUCUUCGAGUCGUACGACAUCAGGGUGUUCGUAUAGGUGUGAAAAUUGUUCCUAUAAACUCUCCAUGCUUAUCUUGUGCGACAGAAGCAAAAGCUGGCGUUGGCCAAGCGGCUCAACCUGAGGCCAAGACAAGUGGAAGUGUGGUUCCAAAACCGCAGAGCAAGGACAAAGUUGAAGCAGACAGAGGUGGACUGCGAAUUCCUCAAAAGGUGCUGCGAGACCCUCACAGAAGAGAACAGGAGGCUGCAGAAGGAAGUGCAAGAGCUGAGAGCUCUGAAGGUGUCGCCUCGGCUCUACAUGCACAUGACUCCGCCCACCACCCUCAGCAUGUGCCCUUCCUGCGAGCGCGUUUCCAACGCCGCCACCACCACCACCACCGCCGCCUCCACCCCCACGCCCGAGACCAACACGCCACAUCCGAUGUCGCAGCACCAUCAGUUCAUCCAUCAUCGGCCGUUCCCAGCUCCGUGGGCGCCGAUCCCACUCCGGCCCUGUCUCAAGACUCCUCCGCAGCGAUCUUAACUGAGUACACAUGGAUUAGAGCUUAAGUUAAUCAGUAAGGGAAGGAUAGUUGUCGUCAGCGGAUGAUGGAUGACGCAGUUGUGGGAUGGUGGAAGGGAGAAUCCUAUUAGCUAUUUAUUUUUUUUACAGCUAUUAAUCCUCAACUUUCCUCCGCUCCACUCAAAAACUGGUUCUGUGAUAGAUUUGGUUCGAGCAACUUCAUCUUUAUUUUAUUUAA